This is a messenger RNA of Arabidopsis lyrata subsp. lyrata, 2577 nucleotides long. Its product is annotated as probable galacturonosyltransferase 14. Bases 569 to 2167 code for a protein of 532 amino acids. The record is from RefSeq and is a predicted model, not a curated record. Gene Ontology annotation, molecular function: polygalacturonate 4-alpha-galacturonosyltransferase activity. Lineage: Eukaryota; Viridiplantae; Streptophyta; Magnoliopsida; Brassicales; Brassicaceae. The transcript has 6 exons.
CUCAAGGUCAAGACACCAAUUUAUUUAAUUAUUUCAUUAUAAUUUUAGAUCUUGAAAUUAAUAAUUAUUAUUAUUUUCCUUAGUUUUAUUAUUUGUUUUAUUUAGAUCCACCGGCAAAAUCACUGAGAACAAAAGCUCGUUGUUAUUAUUCCUCUUAUUUGUUUCUUCUUCUUCUUCCUCAGCUCUUUGAUUUUGAAUCUUGAUCUGUGAGGAAGACUCUUUGAAAUCUCUGCUCAAGACGUGAAUUUGAGGCAAACCCUUUUGGAUUCUCGUAUUGAAUUGUUUGAAGCAACAAUCUCCCAGGGGAGUAAGGCGGGAAUCUCAAAUUUCCCAUUGGUGGUCUGAAAUCCAAAUGCGGUCUGGGAGAAGACCACAAGGAAGAAGAAAAGCGUCAAGGAACGAAACAGAGACGGAAUUGAGAUCGAGAAUCGGGGAGAAAUCGAGAUCGGAGAAGCGGAAUCUGAUCGGAUCUGAUGUUGGGUUUGGGAUUGUUGUUGUUUUCAGGAAUUAGGGUUUUUUUGGAAUCGGUUUCUGUUGUCACUGUGGUGGGGCUGCACUACCAAGGAGGAUGCAGCUUCACAUAUCGCCGAGCAUGAGAAGCAUCACGAUUUCGAGCAGCAAUGAGUUUAUUGACUUGAUGAAGAUCAAGGUCGCAGCUCGUCACAUCUCUUACCGAACUCUCUUCCACACCAUCUUAAUCCUCGCUUUCUUGUUGCCUUUUGUCUUCAUCCUCACCGCUCUUGUUACCCUCGAAGGUGUCAACAAAUGCUCCUCCAUUGAUUGUUUAGGGAGGCGGAUAGGUCCACGUCUUCUUGGUAGGGUAGAUGAUUCAGAGAGACUAGCUAGAGACUUUUAUAAAAUUCUAAACGAAGUAAGCACUCAAGAAAUUCCAGAUGGUUUGAAGCUUCCAAAUUCUUUUAGUCAACUUGUUUCAGAUAUGAAGAAUAACCACUAUGAUGCAAAAACAUUUGCUCUUGUGCUGCGAGCCAUGAUGGAUAAGUUUGAACGGGAUAUGAGGGAAUCGAAAUUUGCAGAACUUAUGAACAAGCACUUUGCAGCAAGUUCCAUUCCCAAAGGCAUUCAUUGUCUCUCUCUAAGGCUGACAGAUGAAUAUUCCUCGAAUGCUCAUGCUCGUAGACAGCUUCCUUCGCCAGAGUUUCUCCCUGUUCUUUCAGAUAAUGCUUACCACCAUUUUAUUCUGUCCACGGACAAUAUUUUGGCUGCAUCAGUUGUGGUGUCAUCCGCUGUUCAGUCAUCUUCAAAACCCGAGAAAAUUGUCUUUCACAUCAUCACAGACAAGAAAACCUAUGCGGGUAUGCAUUCAUGGUUUGCGCUUAAUUCUGUUGCACCAGCUAUUGUCGAGGUCAAAGGUGUUCAUCAGUUUGACUGGUUGACGAGAGAGAAUGUUCCGGUUUUGGAAGCUGUGGAAAGCCAUAAUGGUGUCAGGAACUAUUAUCAUGGGAAUCAUGUCGCUGGGGCAAACCUCACAGAAACAACUCCACGAACAUUUGCUUCAAAAUUGCAGUCUAGAAGUCCAAAAUACAUAUCUUUGCUCAACCAUCUUAGAAUAUAUAUACCAGAGCUUUUCCCGAACUUGGACAAGGUGGUCUUCUUAGACGAUGAUAUAGUUGUCCAGGGAGACUUAACUCCACUUUGGGAUGUUGACCUUGGUGGUAAGGUCAAUGGAGCAGUAGAGACUUGCAGGGGUGAAGAUGAAUGGGUGAUGUCAAAGCGUUUAAGGAACUACUUCAAUUUCUCUCAUCCGCUCAUCGCAAAGCAUUUAGAUCCUGAAGAAUGUGCUUGGGCAUAUGGUAUGAAUGUGUUCGAUCUACAAGCUUGGAGGAAAACAAAUAUCAGAGAAACGUAUCACUCUUGGCUUAGAGAGAAUCUAAAGUCGAAUCUGACAAUGUGGAAGCUUGGAACCUUGCCUCCUGCUCUAAUCGCAUUUAAGGGUCACGUCCACAUAAUAGACUCGUCAUGGCAUAUGCUUGGAUUAGGGUAUCAGAGCAAGACCAACAUAGAACAUGUGAAGAAAGCAGCAGUGAUACACUACAAUGGGCAAUCAAAGCCAUGGCUGGAGAUUGGUUUCGAGCAUCUGCGGCCAUUCUGGACAAAAUACGUCAACCACUCAAAUGAUUUCAUCAAGAACUGUCACAUAUUGGAGUAGGAAAUCAUUGGAUGAUCUAGAAGGUAGUAUUACAGAUGUAAAAGACAGAGGAAGUAGUAGAAGAAGAAAAGCAGAGAUAAAGACAAGGCACUGCAGAUAAUACUGAGUGUAAAGAAGGAAUCAGAAAUUUAGUUUGCCACAUACAUUGUUGCAGGGAAGGGGAAGCUGCAUGAGAGAAAGAGAGAGAGAGGGGGAGAGAUAAAGAUUCAUUCUUUCUGUAAAAUAGAAGGUACCCUUUUUUUUGAAAUUCUUUUGGAGAAUCUUUUAUAAGAAUGGGGAAAGAUUGGGUUUAUUUUGUAUUUUUUUGGGUUAUUAAGAGAGAGAGAGAGAGAGAGAAGAAAAGCCAGUUGUUGAUAAAUUGAGGAACACAAACAAUUAUACACUUACUUUUGCUCCACAUUUCUUAUUAA